Messenger RNA from Conger conger (European conger), 2643 nucleotides. It is a transcript of the gene cdc16, whose product is annotated as cell division cycle 16 homolog (S. cerevisiae). NCBI's taxonomy places the organism in Eukaryota, Metazoa, Chordata, Actinopteri, Anguilliformes, Congridae. Gene Ontology annotation, molecular function: protein binding. Gene Ontology annotation, biological process: cell division. The transcript has 18 exons. Bases 583 to 2478 code for a protein of 631 amino acids. The record is from RefSeq and is a predicted model, not a curated record.
UAGAGCUGGAAUAGAGGGGAAAGAUAUUGGGAGAUGAGACUGAGAAAUCAUGCAUAUGGAAAUUGGAAAUAUUUGGCUUUUAUUGCAAUGAUGAGAAAUUGUGCCAGCGAGAUAGAAACAAAAUCAGAGAGGAGCACGAUGGUGGUGGUCGCAGCUAAAGCGAUUUGGAUAUAACUGAUGUUCAGGCGGACGAUUUAGAAUAUGGAUACAGUUAUGGGUUAAUUAAGGGUUUAUUUAAUUUAAUUUUUGUUUAUUAAAAGGAGAGGACAAUGGCAGUAGGUGGCAGUAAUCUUCAAUUUACUAAACACCAUAAAAUACCGAAGAAGAAGAAUAACUUUUAUUGUGAAAUCUCCUUCUUUAACGCCAACCGGAAGUAACUGAGUGCAAUCUUUGUUGCUUGUUUAAGAAUUCUUGCUAAGUUCACAUUCCUAGCUUGAGACUCAUCUGACAGCUUUGGUUGAUAACGUUAUGGCAUAUAUAUCAUUAAGUAGUUAUAGAUUCUAAAUGUAAUUUUUCUGCGUAUGAAUGAAGCUAGAAAUUUGAACGUUUUUGAAUUCGAGGAGAAGGAUUAAGAUAGCCAAGAUGAAUCUUGAAAGGCUGCGAAAACUUGUACGACAGUAUAUCGAUCAGCAAGAGUAUCAAAGUGCCCUGUUUUUUGCAGACAAAAUUGCAUCAUUGUCACAUGAAGACCCGCAGGACAUCUAUUGGCUGGCGCAGUGUCUUUAUCUGACGUCACAAUAUCACAGAGCCUCUCAUGCACUUCGGUCACGCAAACUGGACAAGUCUUAUGCGGCUUGUCAGUAUCUUGCUGCUAAAUGCCAUUACGCUGCCAAAGAGUACCAGCAAGCCCUGGACAUCCUGGACAUGGAGGAGCCGGCCAGCCGGAGGCUGCUGGACCGGACUGUGAAGGAGGAGGCCGGGCUCCGUGAGGCCAGCCAGGACUGGGGCAUGUCCACUGCGUCUAUAAACAGCUUCAUCUGUCUGCUCCGGGGGAAGAUCUAUGAUGCCAUGGACAACAGGCCCCUGGCCACGUCCAGCUACAAAGAGGCCUUGAAACUGAAUGUGUUCUGCUUCGAAGCUUUCGACCUGCUAACCUCCCACCACAUGCUCACAGCACAGGAAGAAAAGGACUUCCUGGACGCGCUUCCCCUCAGUGAACAGUGCACGGAGGAGGAGCAGGAGCUUCUGCGCUUUCUGUUUGAGAACAGGCUGAAGAAGUAUAACAAGCCCAGCAAGGUGGUCGUCCCGGAAACGGUCAGCGGCCUUCAGGACAACCUGGAUGUUGUGGUCUCCCUCGCCGAGAGGCACUAUUACAACUGUGACUUUAAAAUGUGCUACAAGCUGACGUCUAUGGUGAUGGUGAAGGAUCCAUUCCACGCCAGCUGUCUCCCGGUGCACAUAGGAACGCUGGUUGAGCUCAGCAAAGCCAACGAACUCUUUUACCUCUCACAUAAAUUGGUGGAUUUGUACCCAAAUAGUCCCGUGUCCUGGUUUGCAGUCGGGUGCUACUAUUUAAUGGUGGGCCAUAAAAACGAGCAUGCACGUAGAUAUCUUAGCAAAGCCACCACCCUGGACCGGACGUACGGGCCGGCGUGGAUCGCGUACGGUCACUCCUUCGCUGUGGAGAGCGAGCACGACCAGGCCAUGGCGGCAUACUUCACCGCUGCACAGCUCAUGAAAGGGUGCCACCUCCCCAUGCUGUACAUUGGGCUGGAGUACGGCCUGACCAAGAACUCCAAACUGGCCGAGCGCUUCUUCAGCCAGGCCCUGAGCAUCGCGCCCGAGGACCCCUUCCUCAUCCACGAGGUGGCCGUGGUGGCCUUCCAGAACGGAGACUGGAAGACUGCAGAGAAGCUGUUCCUUGAUGCGAUGGAGAAAAUGAAAGCCAUCGGAAAUGAGGUCACUGUGGACAAAUGGGAGCCGUUGCUGAACAACAUGGGUCACGUGUGCCGCAAGCUGAAGAAGUACGCCCGGGCGCUGGAGUACCACCGGCAGGCCCUGGUGCUCAUCCCGCAGCACGCCUCCACGUACUCCGCCAUCGGCUACGUGCACAGCCUCAUGGGAGAUUUUGAGAGCGCCAUCGACUACUUUCACACGGCACUUGGUCUCAAACGGGACGAUUCCUUCUCUGUGACCAUGCUCGGCCACUGCAUCGAGAUGUACAUCGGGGAAACGGAUGCCUAUAUCGGGACGGACAUUAAGGACAAGCCGCGGGGCAGCCUGAACACGCCGGCGCUGAUCGAGGUGUUGAACACGUCGGCGGACGGCAGUGAGGCUCGCACCACGCAGCCCCUGGAGGAGAGCGGCAUCAUGGCGCUGGAGACCUCGCCCGCCAACCCCGAGAAGCCGGCCGACACCCCCUUCCCCCGCACCCUGUCCCCCUCCGAGCUCUCCUUCCCCCGCUCGCUACCCCCGGACUGCUUCAUGUACGAGAGUGACAUGAUGCUGGAGACCUCCAUGUCCGACACCAGCAUGUGACCGCCUCGGAUUGGCCGAAGAUUCCAGCCCCGCCCACCUCCCUGUGUAUGGGCUGUGGUCUCCUGGGAAACGGACCCCCCCCCCCCCCCCCCCCCAAUGACUGACCGGGACGGACAGAGCCCCCUGUGUGGCCCACCUGUGGAUUUUCACUUUGAAUAAAUAAAC